Messenger RNA from Rotaria sp. Silwood2, 408 nucleotides. The record is from the annotation of a GenBank genome assembly. Lineage: Eukaryota; Metazoa; Rotifera; Eurotatoria; Philodinida; Philodinidae.
AUGUUAAAACCAAAAGCUUUAAGUGAAGUACUUGCUCAAGUAACUAAUGGAGGAAUUCAAUCAACUGUCUUAUUGACACGUGAUGGAGCUUUACUUGCUUAUUCAGGAUUUGAAGCGAAAGAUGCAAAAAUCAUUGCUGCUAUGGCUAGUAGUAUAUUUGCUGCACAUCAACGUGUUCGACAAACACCUACAUCAACACUUCCACAAAAUACUGUUGGUUCGGGUGAUUUAAAUAUGAUUUUACUUGAUGCAGAAGAAGGAAAAAUGGCUAUUGCUUCAGUAGCUACACAACUUGUUUGUAUGGUAGCAAAAACAAAUGUACAAUUAGGAAUGUUAAAAGCUAAAAUGGAUGCUCUUUCAUCAUAUCUUCAAGAACCAUUACGUCAAGUAUCACAAAGCAAUAACUAA